Molecule: messenger RNA, 2562 nt
Organism: Asterias rubens (European starfish)
Lineage: Eukaryota; Metazoa; Echinodermata; Asteroidea; Forcipulatida; Asteriidae
Exons: 7
Coding region: 427-972 (181 amino acids)
Source: RefSeq, a predicted model, not a curated record
AACUAAAUUUUUUAGUAAAAAGACGUGUGGACUGUCGUGGUGAAGAAUAAGACUGAAAGUUCUGCGAACUUCGGACUUUGAAUUGAAGAAGUCAUUGGAGGGGAAAGAUUUCCCUAAUAAUAGUAAACACUAAUAUCCUGCAAUCUGCAUCACCUUUUCAGAGAGAUAUAUGCCUCCCUUUUCACUCAUGUUUACCAAAAAGAAAUGUUUAUGAGUAAGCCAUGACUCCAUGAGGAAUAAUAAGAAACCUCCACAGAGUAAACUGACUAGCAUAGCAUCACUAGUCGGUAGUGACUUGCUGACUUGAUUAGAAGAUGUGUGUCGUUGAGUAGACUUCGAGGGAAAUACUACACCUUUACCGACGUAUCCCCUAGGCUAGCGGGUGUGAACUCACUAGACUGUGUAUUCUGAGCAGGGCCAGGCAUCAUGUGGUGGUAUGGCUUCUCGCACGUUGUAUUCCAUUUCAUCAGAUGGUUUCCAAAGGACAACAGAGUCAAAGUUCGUGUAAUCAUCAUACUGUUCUCCUUUGCUCUGCUCUUCCCGCAACUCUUUGUAUUGACAAGAGACCACUCAAGUCGGUACUGUGGCCAGCAUCUUUUUGAUCAACUCAUCGUUUCAAUUGUCUUCACAUUCUGCAUGAUUGCUUUCACCAUCAUCUUCACACUGAUGGACCCCGUACCAUUUGAGGUGAAGGUGAUGUUCCACAUCUUCGGAGGGAUGGGCUUUAUCUUAGGUCUUGUUCUGAGCAUCUUCACGUCCAUGGCAGUAGAAUGUCAAAACAACACAGUGGAGCUUUACUACAUGUCUCUGGCCUCAGUCAUCUUGUGUCUGCUGACAAUGGUUUUCUUUGUGUUGAUGCUUCCUUUCUGGCUGCUGAACCGUUGGUUCACAAACUCCGUCCUGGAUAAGAAAGGAAGGACUGGGCUCUGCUACGAACCAACAGAAUGCUGCUCAUGUCUCUGGCAUAUCUGAUCAGGAUCAGAAAGUUUGUAAGAGAUCUUGAACCUAGAGCCUAUCCUAUGCAAAAUUAUACAAUAAAAUAAGCUCAUUUAGCACAAUUUGGCUCAAAAGAUUUUGAGACGCUCAUUAAAAAUGGUUUGUAUCAGUUUUUCUUUCAAGACAACCAUCAGAGUUUCCCGAGAAGGCGUCGGCUAAAGACAUCCUCUCGCCCAACUAUUCUAAACCUUCAUUGGAUAUUGGCAUGUCAUCUGGCACGCUCGAAACUAGUCUUGGUCCGAGCGGUUCUUGUCGAGUUAGUUAAACCGUAAAACCAUAGGGCCACAAUAGUAAUGUGUGCGGCGCUGAGAAUGGAAUCGCAACAGUUGAGUGAUAAUGAACAACGUCUUGCACCAAGACUAGCUCGGGACUAACUUGUGAACAUGAUUACAUGUAUAACUCCUGCAUACCAAAUUCCACAUGUAUUAAGAGUUGCCAUUCUGAACCGAGUGUAAUUUGUCUUGAUCCGUCCAAAAUAGAUUAAAGAAGUAGAUACUGUAAAAUGGUAUAACAAGACGAUUACCCGCUACAUGAUUCCUUGAUUGUAUAAAUGGUUAUGUUUUGUAGUACUUGUAGAUAUUUGAAAGAUUUGUAGAUAGUUGUCACAGUAAAUGUGAAAAGAAGAAAAGAGAAUUUGUUUGUUAACAAAUGUUUUAAGCCUUAGUACUUGGUUGAUAUAAGUCAUGAUUUGAUGCACACAAACAAAGGGAAAUUAUGAUAUUUCAAAUGAAGUUAUGCUGUCGCAUAAGAGGAGUUAAAUUAUUAUAUGUAGAUACUCGGGAAUAAAUCAAUGUUGAUCUUUAGAAAGUAUAUUUUUCAUUUUUAUAUUGUAUAUUUUGGUACUAUCCUUAAAAAUCAUUGUUUAAAAUAAUGUGAUGUGUAUAUAUUUAAUUGCAGUGGAUAUAUAGAUGAGUCAGUAUGCAUUUUGUCAUAACAUGAAAAAUAAACAACACACCGUCCAGACAAAUGUACAUUGAAAUCUUUGUUUGAACUUUCUUGUAUUAUUUUGUGCAAUGGUAAAGUAACAAUCCCACAUCUAAAACUGAAACUACCUUUUUCUUCUCUCCAUGGGGUUGUCUAAAUAAAUGGUCGUAGUUGACAUUAAUUUUUUUAUAUUUUGUGCAACUCGCGUUUUAAUCUCAAGUUAUAAUAUAAAUACUAGUGUCGAGCGAAACAUAUUUGAACCAGUAAACAAAAUGAAACGAGUAAGCAAUAUGUACAACAAGCAAUGAUUACACCAAGUAACAUGGGACUUCACAUGUAAAAACAAAUUGGCCGUUGAGCCCGGACUUCUUGCAGGCACGAUUUGUACACAGCUCAAUGGAAGAAACAACAAAUAUUUACAGAGUAUGGAGAUUGCACCAUACCAUUUGUAUAACUUUUGACAUGACAAAAGGGUCACACCUCAAAACUUGUACAGCUUUUAUUUUUACAAUUCUUGAUUUUAUGUUGUAACUAUACAAUGUGAAUAUAUCUCAUCUGGGGCCGCUUUCACAAAGCAAUACAAUAGACCAAUCCAUUAAGCUCCGCUCCAUUGCGUAAUGACCAAUCACAACGCAACAAAGG